Messenger RNA from Insectozyma verbasci, 1215 nucleotides. NCBI's taxonomy places the organism in Eukaryota, Fungi, Ascomycota, Pichiomycetes, Serinales, Debaryomycetaceae. The record is from the annotation of a GenBank genome assembly.
AUGUCUUCAGCUGUUAUUUAUGAUUCUGGUGAUGUUUUAGUUAAUUAUACAAUUCCAGGAAUUGGUGAAAACGUAUCACUUCCAUUUAAAGAAAUUGAUGAGUUUCUUAGAGAUGAACUUAAUUUAGCUAUCAUCUCGGGAGUUUCAAUUGGUGCAUGUUCUUUAUUAUUCAUUUUAUUAUUAGGUAUUUUAAAAAAUAAUUAUACUAAAUUAAAGAAAUCAUGGUUAUAUCAUCUCAACAUUUUAAUUUGUUUAGUUAAUGUCCUUAGAGCUAGUUGUUUUAUUAAUUAUUUAUUGAGUGAAUUAGCUUCAGUUAGUUUUACUUUUACAGGGGUAUAUAAUAUGGCUUCCUUUGCAAAUGCAGAAGCAGCCAACUGGUUUAUGUUGAUUUUAUACAUUUUAAUUCAAAUGAGUUUGACAUUUCAAAUUUAUAUCAUGUUUAAUACUCCAAAUUUGAAAAGAUGGGGUUAUUUGGUUACAGCUUUAAGUAUAUUAUUAGCAUUAACAUCUUGUACCUUCCAAUUGUACUCAGUUAUAACUCAACACCUUAGAUAUGAAAGCACAAAAAAGCAUUUACCACAAACUUACGUUCAAAAUAUUUUAAAUGAUUUACAAAUUAUAUUAUUUACUGCAAAUAUUUGUGUAAUGUCUUUAUUAUUAAUUUUUAAAUUAAUUUUAGCAAUUAGAACAAGAAGAUAUCUUGGUUUAAAACAAUUUGAUUCAUUUCAUAUUUUAUUAAUAAUGUCAACUCAAACAUUUAUAAUUCCAUCAGUUUUAUUAAUAGUCCAUUUUGUUAAAAAGGAUCAAAAUUCAACUUAUGUUAAUUUUUGCUUUUUAUUGAUUAUUUUAACAUUACCUUUAACUUCAUUAUGGUCACAAACAGAAAAUAGUAUUAAACAUAUUAAACAAGCUCCAAGUAUUUCAUUUUUAAGUAGAGAAUCAAGUAAUAAAAGUCAACAAGAAACAUUGAAAAAUUUUGGAAUUGUUUCAUCAAAAUUUAAUUCAAAUAUUUCAAGUCAAACAUCACCAAGUACUUUAAAAGAUGAUGAUUGUAGUUUAGUAUUAGAGAAAAGUAUUGAAUCAAUAAAUAGUAAUAAUUCGGGUUUAACUGCUAGUUUACCAAAAGAUAUUGAAAAUUUAUUGAGCGACAAUGAUGAUAAUAUUGUUUCAAGGCAAGUUACAAUGUUAAAAACUGAGACAAGAUCAGUAGUCUAA